AUGCAAUCAAUUAACAGUAUUUACUUCAAAAAUUAUCUUAUUUUUAUUUAUCUAUUCCAGUUAAGUAACAACGUAUUUGGCACAAUAUCAGAACCAUUUAGUUCUUUCAUCCGAGAAAAUUUCGGAAAUGAAGCAGAGAAAUUAUUAGCAAGAAGAGAUUUAGGCCCAGGAGGAAGUUUUGGAGGUGGAGAAAUAAGGCUAGAACGCAGCAGUAAUUUUGAUAUAGACAAAUUAUUUAAAAAGUCUAGAAUACAUCAUAGACCUGUUAUUUUAGUCCACGGAUUAAGUACAAUAGCUGGUGAAUACGAAAAUAUAAGACAAUAUUUUUUGUUUAACGGAUAUAGUGAUAAUGAAGUUUUUGGAACCAGUUAUUCAUUUGGAAAGCUACAUUGGACAAAAGAUUCAAUGGAGUGUAAACAUGUAAAAUUGAUAAGGCUAAUGCUUCAAGCAGUGACGACCUAUUCAAAUUCACAGGUUGAUGUUAUUGGAUAUAGUAUGGGGAGUCCAAUUGCAAGAAAAGCAAUACUCGGUGGCCGUUGUGUUGAUACAGAAGAGGAAUUAGGCCCUCCUCUUACUCAUUUAGUUCAUUCAUUUCUUGGAGUAGCUGGUGCUAACAGAGAUGCUGUUUAUCUUUGUAAAUUACUUCAAUAUAGUUAUAAACAUGGAUAUGGACCUUGCAAUAAUGUGACUGGAAUAAGAUGUCAUUCUCGUUUUCUUGAUGAUUUAAAUGGAGAAAAUAGAUUUGAGGCAAGUAAAAGAAUUUAUACAAUUUAUUCUGAAACUGAUGAAAUUGUUGGAUUUAAAGAUUGUGAUGGAAAAUAUGUAAGCGAAAUUAAAGGCCAAGACCAUACUUUGAAGGUGAGAGAUAGAAAUAAGAAAAAUAUAGUUUUAAAUACAUAUAAAUAA
This is a messenger RNA of Meloidogyne enterolobii, 906 nucleotides long. Lineage: Eukaryota; Metazoa; Nematoda; Chromadorea; Rhabditida; Meloidogynidae. The record is from the annotation of a GenBank genome assembly.